Drosophila albomicans is the source of this 421-nucleotide messenger RNA. RefSeq lists its product as uncharacterized. The transcript is spliced from 2 exons. NCBI's taxonomy places the organism in Eukaryota, Metazoa, Arthropoda, Insecta, Diptera, Drosophilidae. Bases 68 to 421 code for a protein of 117 amino acids. The record is from RefSeq and is a predicted model, not a curated record.
AUCUUGGGUGAUAAUCGAAACCUGUCGAUUGCACGCAUUGCAAAGGAAUAAAACUAUUCUGAAUCUAAUGGUCAAUAUUUUAUAUCCCACAAAUUCUAUUUCAAUGCGAAUGCAAGUCAUGAAAAAGGCUAAUGGAUAUAAGCCUUGGCUCUUUGACAUAACAUUUGAUGCUUGCAAAUUCAUGAAGAAUAAAUCGAACAAAGCCGUUAAAGUUGUAUUCGAUCUAUUCAAGGACUUUUCAACUGUCAACCACUCGUGUCCUUAUGUGGGCAGAAAUGGUCUAGUGGGUUUUUAUCCAGCACCCGAAAAGCUUAAACUUCCGCUGCCAACUGGCGAUUACCUCAUAUUAAUAUCGUGGAAAUUUUAUAAUAGACUUCAAUACGUAACAAAUGUUUACUUUACCUUUGUAGAGGAUUAUUAA